AUGGGGCCCGGAGACGCUGUGUUGCUGGGGUUUGUGCUUCUCUUCUCAUGUGGGAGCCUCGGCUCGGCCUUGCCCAGCCGGGACAGCACCAACGAGACGAUGGAUCACCGGCCCAACCGGACGGCGAGCGAGCCGGCGCCUUCUCCCCUCACGUACCGGCUCAGGAGCGACCAGCUCAGGAAGCCGAAACCCGCCGGGCGCCUGGUGGAGCAGACGCAGGAAACGACCCCGGAGCUGCUCAAGCUGCCCUUUAAAGGACCGGACCUCAACCCACGGGCCUGGCAGGAAUCAAAAGUGCAGCAGAAGGCGGAGCAGCGGGUGCCCGUGGCGGCUGAGAGCGUGGCGGUGCGCUGUGGGGAGAGAGAGGUCAGCGUGGAGGUCAAGAAGAACUUCCUGGGAAACGGUCAGCUGAUCCGAGCGAGCGAUCUGACAUUAGGAGGCUGCGCCGGAGUCGACACCGGCGACCGCGUCCUGUCGUUCCACGCGGCGUUAACAGGCUGCGGCAGCACGUUGAAGGUGACUAAAGGAGCCCUCAUCUACUCCUUCUCCCUCCUCUACUCUCCCACACCCAUAGGCCACACCUUCAUCCUGAAGACCAGCCCUGCUGAGGUGGGAGUUGUUUGCCACUAUCCAAGGAGACAAUACGUGAGCAGCGGCGCCAUCAGGCCCACCUGGACGCCGUUCGCCUCCGACGUGCUCGCCGAGCAGCGGCUCCACUUCUCCCUGCGUCUCAUGACAGAGGACUGGCAGUCGCAGAGGCCGUCCAGCGUUUUCUUCCUGAGCGACGUCAUGCACAUGGAGGCGGGCGUCCUGCAGGGGCACCACCCCCCCCUGAGGGUCUUUGUGGACGGCUGCGUGGCCACGCCGGGGUCCGAUCCCUCCUCCAAACCCAGUUACCCCUUCAUCAGCAACCACGGGUGUCUGACUGAUGCUAAGCUGACAGGAGCCAAGUCUUACUUCAUGCAAAGGAGCCGGGAGGAUAAACUUCACUUUCUGCUCAAAGCCUUCAGGUUCCAGCAGGAUCACAGCGGCUCGAUCUACAUCACGUGUCGUCUGAAAGCCACGACUGUCUCUGUUCCCGUCGACUCGCAGCACAAAGCGUGUUCAUUCCUCAAUGAGGCCAACAGGUGGGUGGCAUCAGGUGGAGACAACAAGGUGUGUGGCUGCUGUGAAAGCAGCUGCAGCGAGGAGAGACCGAGACGAAGCCUGGUGGCGGACGCUGAGCUGCAGUGGGAGGCGGAGGUCGCUCUGGGCCCCAUCCUGCUGGAGGAGGAGCUUCCUCCAGAGCCACUCCCCCUGCUCCACACGCAGGAAGUUACUCCGGCAGCCGCCCCCCCGACGGUAGCCAUGCUGUGCGGACUGGGUGCGGCGCUGUCCGUGGUGCUGAUACUUUUCAUGGGUUCCAUCACUGUGACCAAUCUACGCAAACUCACUGGAUACGAUGUCAGCAGCUGA
Molecule: messenger RNA, 1455 nt
Organism: Limanda limanda (common dab)
Lineage: Eukaryota; Metazoa; Chordata; Actinopteri; Pleuronectiformes; Pleuronectidae
Product: zona pellucida sperm-binding protein 3-like
Exons: 11
Coding region: 1-1455 (484 amino acids)
Biological process (GO): binding of sperm to zona pellucida; positive regulation of acrosome reaction; egg coat formation
Cellular component (GO): extracellular matrix
Molecular function (GO): acrosin binding
Source: RefSeq, a predicted model, not a curated record